AGAGACCUUCCACAGCUUUCUCGACAACUGACGAGUGAGUUUCAAUCCAACGGUUGAGAUUCGGUCUCCAUAGAUAAUUCACAUAAGGACACGUGGCGGCGAGAGAUGAAAGAAAGUAGCCGGAAGCAAGGAGCUGCGUCACCGUGUGCUGCGUGUAAGCUUUUGCGGCGGCGGUGUGCUCAAGAUUGUGUUUUCUCGCCGUAUUUUCCGGCGGAUGAGCCUCAGAAAUUCGCUAAUGUUCAUAGAGUGUUCGGUGCUAGCAACGUCAACAAGAUGCUUCAGGAGUUACCAAUCCACCAGCGAGGGGACGCGGUGAGCAGCAUGGUUUACGAGGCUAAUGCAAGAGUUCGGGAUCCGGUUUACGGUUGCGUAGGAGCAAUUUCGUCCCUCCAGCAACAAAUCGAUGUGUUGCAAGCUCAGCUAGCUCUAGCUCAAGCUGAGGUGGUGCACCUACGUGUACGCCACUCUACUAAUUUUCCGGGGCACGGACUAUGCCCGGACAGUCCGAGUAGCAGCGGGUCACCGUCUUCGAAGCAAGUGAGUCCACAGGGCAACAAGGGCAUGUUUAGCCAUAUGGACAUUGUGGAUGAAGCCAGUUUGGGAGAGUCUAUGUGGUCUUGCUAGUCAAUGCUCUCUUUUUACUACUGCAAAUUUCCUCUUCCUUUUUUGGGAAAUUUCGGGAUUAUUAUAUUUAAAUUAGGGGUAGGAAUGAAAAUGCUCUGUUUUGAAUACAGAGUGAAAUUAUUA
Molecule: messenger RNA, 747 nt
Organism: Arabidopsis arenosa
Lineage: Eukaryota; Viridiplantae; Streptophyta; Magnoliopsida; Brassicales; Brassicaceae
Source: the annotation of a GenBank genome assembly